Molecule: messenger RNA, 1646 nt
Organism: Loxodonta africana (African savanna elephant)
Lineage: Eukaryota; Metazoa; Chordata; Mammalia; Proboscidea; Elephantidae
Product: platelet-activating factor receptor-like
Exons: 2
Coding region: 642-1646 (334 amino acids)
Biological process (GO): positive regulation of Rho protein signal transduction; phospholipase C-activating G protein-coupled receptor signaling pathway
Cellular component (GO): plasma membrane
Molecular function (GO): G protein-coupled receptor activity
Source: RefSeq, a predicted model, not a curated record
AGGUCAGGGUGGGGGCCGAUGGGGGCUAGAGCCAUGGUGAAGAGAGCCGAGAGGGAUGGGGAGAAGGCAAUACUCUCACUCAGGGUUCCAGAAACGAUUCAAGCCUGAGAGGCUCAAAAGCAGAAAUUUGACAUUUUGGUAUUGGAGGAAUGGAGUUUUGGGACCAUCCUGGGGUUGUGGGUAUGUGCCAAAAAUAGGAACAGGACAUUGGCUUGUACACAAACCCCUCUUGGGGAGAGAGUAGGAAUAUGCCCAGAUGUCUCUGUUGUUCUAUUUGCUUGGGGUGUCUGUGUCUCUAACACUGUAUGUGUGCCUGUGUGGGUGUACAUUUAGCUGACUGCUGCCUAGAGGGGAAGGAGCGAACAGUUAUGAAGUAUCUCCCCAGUGUCAGGCACAGCGCUCAGAGUUUAACUUAUGUUUUCUCAUAACCCUCCCAACAACUCUGUGAGGUAGGUAUUUUAAUCUCUUUUACAGCAGAGAUGACAGGCUCAGUGAAGCAGAGUAAUUUGCCCCAAGUCACAUGGCAAAGAAAUGUGCAACUCUAGGAUCUCCAGAUUCCUGCCUCUGUGCUCUUUCCGAUUUGCUGUCCAGUUUUGAGUUAGACGCAGAACUUCUUUGUGGCCAAAAGGUAAAAGUCAGGUAUGAACAGCAGCUUUGGAGACCUGGGUACUGGCGGCUGCAGCCCUUGGGAUGACCCUGCUCGCUUCAUCGUGGUGCCUACGGCCUACGCCCUAGCGCUGGGCUUGGGGCUGCCCUCCAAUGUGGCCGCCCUGGCAGUGUUCCUCCGCAGUGGUGGGCGCCUAGGCCAGGCCCUACGUCUCUACCUGCUCAACUUGGCCCUGGCCGACGUGCUUUUCACGCUCACGCUACCGCUGUGGCUCACCUACUACCUGGGCCCGGCCCACUGGCCCUUCCCAGAGGCCGCUUGCCGCGCGGCCGGGGCUAUCUACUACGUGUCCACCUAUGAGGCUGUGGCCUUCGCAGCGCUCAUCAGCGUGUGCCGCUGCGGCUUGGUGCGCGGGCCGGGGCCGAGCGCGCCCGCCCGCCUUGCGCUGCGCCGCCGAGGCCCAGCCCGGGCCGCCUGCGCUUCUGCGUGGCUGGCGGGUCUGGCCUGCGCCGCGCCCUCGCUGGCCGCGCCGCACGCGCUGCGCCCUGGCCCGGGCGGCUCUGUUCGCUGCCUCGAGCACGGCUGGGCGCGCUCCGGCCUGGCCUACGCCACCGUGGCCUUUUUUGCGGCCGCCUUCUUGCUGGUGUUGGCGGCCUACGUGAGCCUGGCGCGGGCGCUUGCGGCGCCCUCGGGCCCAAGCCCGGCGCCUGCAGGCCCGCACCGGCGCGCGGCCAGGACCAUGGUCUUGGGACUUCUACUCGUCUUCGUACUCUGCCUGGCGCCCUACCACCUGCUGCUGGCGCCCUGGGUGGCUGGACAGGAGGGCGCCGCGGGCGGUGACGGUGGCGGGUGUCACGCCACCUCCACCCUCGACGUCUUGCACACUCUCAGCCUGGCGCUGCUGAGCCUCAACAGCUGCCUGGACCCUCUAAUUUACUGCUUCUCUGUGCGCCGCUUCCGCCAGGACUGCUGGGCGCUGAGCUGCCGCCCGGGGUUGGGGGGCCCCGGCGCCCACGGGGCUUCUUUUGUCUUACCUUAA